AUGAAAGAACACUGGGAGACAAUGCAAAGUUUGGACGGCCGCGAGAAAGUGAGCUUUUCAUGUUUCUGGAGAACAUGGCACGUGGAGUUUCCACACUUGAAGAUCCGCGCAGCGAGCAGCCACUCCCAAUGCUCCACGUGCUUGAAGCACAAAGUCCUUGUGAGAGACCUCUCCAACCAUUUGGCGGCACGCCAGGCACAACAACAGCUGCUGCAACACCAUUUGAUGGCACAAUAUCGCGACCGCCAGGUCUACUGGUCCCUUCGGGGGGCUUCGAGGCUACGCAGCGCACAGCAGAUAACCGUCAUAAUGGACGGAAUGGAUCAGUGCAAAUUCUCCUUUCCAAGAUCCGGGGCCAUGGCCUCCAAGGAACUGUGCAACCUGAAUCGCCCCCGCCUCCAAGUGACCGGAGCAAUCGUACAUGGCUAUGGAUUGUACUUCUUCGUAUCAAGCUUUGACCAUUGCAAGGAUUCAAGCGCUUCCUGCGAAAUUUUCGCCCACCUGCUCACACGUCUCAAACAAAGAGGACUCGACCUAUCCACUUGCCACAUCAACCUGCAAUCGGACAACACCAGCAGGGAGGUUAAAAACAACACGCUGCUCCGCUUUGUCAGCGCAUGCGUUUCCCACCGCUUGAUUGCCAGUGGAUGCCUCCUCCAGCUCCGAACGGGGCACUCCCACGAAGACGUGGAUCAGAUUUUCGGAAGCUUGGCGCUGUGGAUCGUUCGCCAUGCACGCCACAUUGAGAACCCGGCACAAUUUACGGACGCCAUCUACAACUUUUGCAAAGGAGCUCACAGGAAAGGCUUCCUAUCGGAGUCUGCGCCGGUGAUGCUGACCGGUGUUGGUGGGCCCGGCGCGCCCCAUCAUUAUGAGUUCCAAAGACGGGAGUCUUUAGGAAUUGCUGAACAGCGGCAAGUUGACGCAAAGUACCGAGAGCACCUUGUCAAGUACAUCCCAUGUUUGAGGUCGUACAAUUUGGGGGUGGCAGCGGACUACUUUCAGCAGUGGGCAGAUGGCUCGCUUGACUUGGCCCCGCUCCUUGAUGUCUCGGGGAGCCUGGGCUGCAGCAAAGUUCCAUGUUACGGGAGUAAGAAUCUCUUGCGACAAGGGGAAAGUGUCAAUUGA
Durusdinium trenchii is the source of this 1128-nucleotide messenger RNA. NCBI's taxonomy places the organism in Eukaryota, Dinophyceae, Suessiales, Symbiodiniaceae. The record is from the annotation of a GenBank genome assembly.